Molecule: messenger RNA, 9078 nt
Organism: Closterium sp. NIES-65
Lineage: Eukaryota; Viridiplantae; Streptophyta; Zygnematophyceae; Desmidiales; Closteriaceae
Source: the annotation of a GenBank genome assembly
AUGGCCCCAUCUAGUGUGGUUGUGGUGGGGUCUAAAGUGUGGGUGGAAGAUGAUCAAGAAGCGUGGAUUGACGCGGAAGUUAUUGCCGUGGAGAAGAAGAAGGUCACAGUUGACGUGCGAGGAAAGCAGAUUGUGGUGCGUCUAAAGCACUGUUAUGCCAAGGACGAGGAGUCGGAUGGCGUUGAUGACAUGACUAAGCUCUCAUACCUUCAUGAGCCGGGCGUGCUUCACAACUUGUACCUUAGAUACAGCGUCGACGAGAUUUAUACAUACACGGGUAGCAUUCUGAUUGCCAUCAAUCCAUUUCGCAGUCUACCGCACCUUUACGACGAGCAAAUGAUGGAGCAGUACAAAGGAACAAGACUGGGAGAGCUGUCGCCGCACGUCUUUGCCAUCGCCGAAACUGCGUACAGAACGAUGAGCGACUAUGGCAAUAGCCAGUCGAUUCUAGUGAGCGGAGAGAGUGGGGCGGGAAAGACGGAGACGACGAAGCUCAUCAUGCAGUACUUGGCGUAUAUGGGAGGUCGCGCCAAUUCUGACGGCCGAACUAUUGAGUCGCAAGUGCUUGAAUCUAACCCUCUUCUUGAGGCCUUCGGAAACGCCAAGACUUCGCGAAAUAACAACUCCAGUCGUUUUGGUAAAUUCGUGGAGAUCCAGUUCGACAGGGCGGGGCGCAUAUCAGGAGCUGCAGUGCGCACGUACCUUCUGGAGAGGUCCCGUGUGGUGCAGAUAUCGGACCCCGAGCGCAACUACCACGCCUUUUACCAGCUAUGUGCGGGAGCUUCGGACGAGGAGCGGGAGCGGCUGAAGCUGGCACCAGCAGAGACCUUCCACUACCUAAACCAGAGCAACUGCUACGAGAUCCCUGGCAAGAACAGCAACGCCGAGGAGUAUCAUAACACAAGGCGGGCUAUGGAGGUCGUGGGGCUGACGAUUGAGGAGCAGGAAGCGAUUUUUCGCGUGGUUGCAGCGAUUUUGCAUCUAGGAAAUAUCACUUUCACCAAUGGUAAAGCCGCGGAUUCGUCCAAGUUGCAUGGGGACAAGGCGAAGUUUCACCUGGAGGCAGUAGCGGAGCUGCUGCGGGUGGAGAAGAAGAAGCUGAGGGAAUCUCUGCUGACGCGUACGCUAGUGACCAGGGACGGAAACAUCAAGAGGGACCUGGAUCCCGAGGCAGCUGUGGUCAGCAGAGACACUCUCGCCAAGACUGUCUACUCGCGGCUCUUUGACUGGCUGGUCGACAAGGUCAACAAGUCCAUUGGCCAAGACCCAGCCUGUGCAUCCAUCAUUGGAGUGCUAGAUAUCUACGGAUUUGAGAGCUUCCAGACCAACAGUUUUGAGCAGUUCUGUAUCAAUCUGGCCAAUGAGAAGCUUCAACAACACUUCAACCAGCACGUGUUCAAGGCUGAGCAAGACGAGUAUGAGAGGGAAGAGAUUGACUGGAGUUAUAUCGAGUUUGUUGACAACAAGGACGUGCUGGAGCUCAUUGAGAAGAAACCCAUGGGUAUCAUCGCCCUUCUGGACGAGCAAUGCAUGUUCCCUAAGUCCAGCGCAGAGACCUUCGCCACGAAGCUGUACCAGACAUGUGGUGCGCAUACCCGGUUUGAGAAGCCCAAGCUCUCACAGACAGACUUCACGAUUGACCAUUAUGCCGGAAAGGUGACGUACCAGACGGAGCUGUUUCUGGACAAGAACAAGGACUACGUGGUGAUGGAGCACCAGGAGCUGAUGAGCAACUCCAAGUGCUCCUUCGUGUCAGGCCUCUUCCCGGUGGGCGAGGGCGAGAACGUGAAGACCAAGUUCACGUCGCUGGGGUCCAGCUUCAAGCAGCAGCUGGCGGAGCUCAUGAGCACGCUCAGCACCACGGAGCCGCACUACGUGCGCUGUGUGAAGCCCAACGCGCAGAACAAGCCGGGCGUGUUUGAGAACCACAACGUGCUGCAGCAGCUCAGAUGCGGAGGAGUGCUGGAGGCCAUUCGUAUCAGCUGUGCAGGCUUCCCCACACGCCGUACCUUUGAAGAGUUCCUGGAUCGCUUUGCCAUGCUGGUCCCUGACCUGGAGUAUGAUGGGAGUGACAUCAAGAUGACAGCGAAGCAGCUGCUGGAGAAGCUGGGGCUGACGGGGUUCCAGGUGGGCAAGAGCAAGGUCUUUCUGCGAGCAGGGCAGAUGGCGGACCUUGAUGCGAUGCGGGCCAACAAGCUGCACUCCGCUGUGCGCGUCAUCCAGCGCUGCGUCCGCACGUGGCUCGCGCGCCGGCAGUUUGUCGCGCUCCGCAAGGCCGCCAUUCGCAUGCAGGCGCGGUGCCGAGGCAAUGCAGCAAGACGCGAGUACCAAAGGCUACGCAGGGAGCGAGCAGCGCUGGUCAUUCAGACGCGGUACAGAGGGCACAGGACGCGGGUGCACUACAAGCGCCAGCUCAAGGCUGCUGUCACCAUCCAGUCUGCCGCCCGCGGCAUGUUUGCUCGACGCGAGGCGUCCUCUCGCAGGCGCAACCUCGCUGCCAGGAAAAUCCAGACGUACUUCCGGCGGCACAAGGCGCAGUCGGAGUAUAAACGCAUCAAGCGCAGUGCCCUGGUCAUGCAGAGCAUGUGGAGGGGCAGGGCGGGCCGUCUUGAGCUCAAGAAGCUCAAGCACGACGCGAAGCAGACGGGAGCGCUGCAGGCGGCCAAGUCGCGGCUGGAGAAGCAGCUGGAGGAGCUGACCUGGCGGCUGCAGCUGGAGAAGAGAAUGCGGUCCGACCUGGAGGAGUCCAAGGCCCAGGAGGUGACCAAGCUGCAGCAGGAGGUGGAUCGUCUCACAGCAGAGCUGCAAGCAGCCAAGGACGAGAUUCAGUCCCUGCAUCAACGGAUGGCAGCUGGCGGAGGUGGGGGUGGAGGGGCAGAGAGCAACGAGCCUGUGAUCAAGACGGUGGUGCGGGAAGUUGUGAAGGUGGUUGAAGUGCAAGUGCCUGCAGGGACAGUGACUGCAGCUGGGGCUGAGAAGCCAGAGGGUGCUCCUGCUGCCACUGCUACUGCCGCCGCUGCUGCUGGAGUGGUGACUACUGUUGCUGGCGGAGGCGAUUCUGCUGCCACUGCUGCUGUCCCUGCUGCUGCUGCUGCUGCUGCUGCUGGUGCAGCUGUGGUCAUCAUAAGCACUGGGGCGUCGGGUCAGUCCGCAGAGGGGCUGGAGAACGAGAAGCUCAAGGCAGCUCUGGAUAUGUCGGACUCGCGAGUGGCAGCCAUGGAGGAGAUGAUAGUGCACAAGGACGGGAAGCUGCAGGCGCUGGAGUCGGAGCUGGAGAAGAUGAAGGUGGAGCUGCAGCGCAUGGAGGACCAGUUCCGCAGCAUGGACAGGGAGAACCAGGUGCUCCGGCGCCAGUCGCUCUCUGUGGCUACUGCUGCGCAGACCACGCCGCAGCGGGCUCCUGCUGCUGGGCGGCUGUCUGCGCUGUUUGGGUCGGCAAUGACACCGUCCACGCCCAGUGGGCAUGACAUGACGCCGGGCACGCCUGGCAGCGCCGCGGCUUCUGCUGCUGCUGCUCGUGGGGCCACGCAGGAGGCGGAGGUGAAGAGGCAGCAGAUUCUGGCUGAGAGGCAGCAGGCGGAUCAGGACACAGUGCUGAAGCUGCUGCUGACAGACCUUGGCUUUGACAACAACCGGCCCGUGGCAGCAUGCAUGCUGUACCGCGCUCUCGUGCACUGGCGCUCCUUUGACGCGGAGCAGACCAACGUGUUUGACAAGAUCAUCCAGACCAUGAGCUCCGCCAUUGAAAACCACGACCCUGCUCUUGCUCCCGCUGCGGGCGCCAGUGCUGGUGCUGCUUCGCCGCUGCCGGCGGCGGCAGGAAGUGGAGGGGCGGCAGGGGGUGCGGCAGGGAAUGCUGCGAGGCUGUCGUAUUGGCUGGCGGUCGCGUCGUCGCUGCUGCACCUGCUGCACCGGUCGUUCCGGCCUGGAGCUGCGUCCGCGCUGCAGAUGCAUGCGCGCAGGAGGCAGCAGCCUGUGUCGCUGUUCGGCCGCAUGACCCAGACAUUCCGUGGGCCUGUAACGCUGUCACCGGACGAGACAACAGCAGCCGAGGCAGAUGGGCUGCACCUGGUGGACCCCAAGUUCCCCGCACUGCUCUUCAAGCAGCAGCUCACGGCGUAUGUGGAGAAGGUCUACUCGUGCAUCCGAGACAACCUCAAGAAGGACAUCUCUCAGAUGCUCGUUGCCUGCAUACAGGCCUCUCGCUCCUUCCGCACGCCCAUGGCGCCACGUCAGCAGCACCGCUCGUCGCCUGACGGGGUGCGGGUGGCGGCACAGAACCAGGCGGCAUCAGUGGCAGCAGCGGUGGCGCAGUGGGGCGGCAUCAUAGCGCGGCUCACGGACCUGCUCAACACACUCAAGGCCAACCACGUGCCUGCCUUCCUCGUGCGCAGCCUCUUCACUCAGAUCUUUGCCUACAUCAACGUGCAGCUCUUCAACAGUCUGCUGCUGCGUCGUGAGUGCUGCUCGUUCAGCAAUGGCGAGUACGUGAAGGAGGGCCUGGCAGAGCUGGAGCGCUGGAUCAUCGAAGCCACGGAGGACUAUGCAGGCAGCGCGUGGGAGGAGCUCAGGUUCAUUCGCCAGGCUGUUGGCUUCCUGGUGAUCCAUCAGAAGCCCAAGAAGUCACUGGAGGACAUCACCAACGACCUGUGCCCGGCGCUGAGCAUGCAGCAGCUGUACCGCAUCAGCACCAUGUACCGCGACGACAAGUACGGCACGCACUCCGUGGCGCCUGCAGUCGUGAACGCCAUGCGGUUCAAGAGCACGGAGGAGUCGGCUCAGAAUGGCACCAACUCGUUCCUGCUCGACGACGACUCCUCUGUCCCAUUCGCCGUGGAUGACAUAUGCAAGGAGCUCCCCAGCAUCUCACUCACCCAGCUUUCCCUGCCUCCCCACGUCCGAGACUCGGAGCCUCUACCUCUCUCUGCUCACUCAACCACCUGCACAUCCACGCCCAGAGUCUUCUUCCCCGUUCCACCACUUUCUCUCGAAGUCAUUCUGUGUCUCGCACCUUUCCCUUCCCUAGCCUCCUGGCUCACUUUCAAGAUCGCCCGCCUACGUCAGGUGGAAGUCUACACCGCUCCGCCGCCAAUCCCCGAGGUGUAUGUCACGGAGGUGGCGGAGGUCGACCGGGAGGCCGUGCGCGCGGUGUUCGCGGCGCUGCCCGAGGGAAUUUUAUUCGCGCACGACGGCAGGUCACCGCCGCUCAAGAUUCUAGACGAACACGGCAAUGUCAAUGUCACGUGCUGCUGCGUUAGGCCCACGCCCACGCCGGACGAGUCGUCGUGGUCCCACAUCUCGUGCCCGCUCGAGUGCACGCCCGCCGGCCGCAUCACGCGCAUCUUCUCCGACCUGAGCCUCGAGGACAUGCCCGGGAUUGGCGGGAGCGGAGGGAGCUGUCCGCCCGGCGCGCUGUCGCCUGCCAUUGGCGAUCUCGCGGAGCUCUCGUCGCUGGUCUUCCGCCACUCGUGCCUCGCCGGCGACUUGCCGGACUCCGUCACGCGCCUCCGGAAGCUGACCGAAAUCGCCAUGCCCGAUAACAACUUCUCCGGGCCCAUUCCGCCAGGCCUUUUCCGCCUGCCCGCGCUCCGCUACGUGGACCUGAGCACACUCAAUGCAUACCUGGACGACAGAGGCACACUCACUAGACCGGAAAGACUAGUCGGCCUGUCUGGGUCCCUUCCCGACGGGCCCGACGCGUACACCCCGUCGCUGGAGGAGGUAUUCCUGUACGGCAACGCGCUCUCGGGGGAGCUUCCGCGCGCCCUUCUCCGCGCGCCCGCGCUGCGCUGGUUAGACCUGCAGAGCAACAACAUCACGGGGGAACUCCCGGGGGAGGCGGGCGCGUAUUCGCGGAGCAUUACCGGGCUCAUCCUGCGCAACAACAGCCUGUCCGGCGCCAUUCCGGUCGCGCUGGCGGAGAUGACUGCGCUGCGGAAACUCGACCUGGGGAAGAACCGCCUAUCCGGCGCAGUGCCCGCGGCGCUGCGCGACUCCGAGUCGCUCAAGGCGCUCGAGGAUGUGCUGCUCGACAGCAACGCGCUCACCGGGCCGUUCUGCGACGCGCUGCUGCCGGCGAGCAAGCUCUGGCUGGGCUUCAACGACCUGGGCAGCGCGACUCGCGCCGGCAGCAGCGCCAGCGCGAGCGGCGGCGGCGGAGGUGAGGAGAAGGAGGAUGAGGGCUCUCUGCACGGCUGCGUGUUUCCCGCGAAGCUAGAGCUACUCAGCGCGCCGCACGCAGGGCUGCGGGGGAGCGUUCCGCCCGACCUUUUCCUCGAGACGAACGCACAGUCGGGGCACAAGACCUCCAUUGUUACGAUUAUGGGCAUGGAUCUGAGCCGCAACAGCCUCUCGGGUAGCCUGAAAGCUUUUACGGUGAUUCCUGAUGUGUGGUCCAAGUUGGAUCUGUCGCACAACAACUUCUCGGGCGGUAUUCCCGAGGCGUUUUUCAGCGGCCGCUUCUCGUGCGUGGACCUGCGGUUUAACGAGCUGUCGGGGCCGCUGUUUGACACGCGCCGGGAGGAUUGGAGUUACGACUGGGACAGGCUGCGCGUGAGCGACAACAGCGCGCGCAUGGCGGGCGCCGUGGGCGCGGGGUACCUCCCCGCGCCGGCGCCUGGUGUGCAGGCGUCCGCUGCGGAGACUGAGGUGCUGCUGGCCGUGCGCGAUGCGCUCCUGGGGGAAGCAGCAGGGGAGGCAGCGGGGGGAAUAGCGGAAGAAACAGCCGGGGGAACGGCGUUCGCGGACGGCGGAAAUGGCUCGUGGGCGGAGAUACUGCGCAGCUGGGACGCGAGCAGCAGCAGCGCGUGUGCGUGGUAUGGCGUGGGGUGCACAGCAGACGGACACGUGGACACUCUACACCUGAUAGGCGCUUCCAACGUCACCCUACACCCCAACUUCGUCCCGGAAUCGCCCGAAUGUGAAUACGACGAGUUCGGUGGCAAGUCAUGUGCGCCUGACUUUCCUCCCCCCCAAGUGCGGCUCUUUCUGCACAGCCUGCACGGCGGCAGCGCUAGCGCCGGCCGUGCGAGUGCGAGCGGCAGCCUGUCGGAGGCGUUGGGGCAGCUGACGCACCUCACCUCGCUACGCAUCUCCGGGCACGUUCUCUCCGGCGGCCUGCCACCGUCCCUCUCACGCCUCUCUCACCUCGUCGCUCUCGACCUCUCCUCCAACCGCCACCUCUCCGGCUCCAUCCCCCCCGCCCUCUUCGCCCUCCCCUCGCUGCGAGAGCUCUCCCUCCGUGGGAACAACCUCACGGGAGAGGUCCUCCCAUCCACCACUGCAGCAGCAGCAGAAGUAGCGCCGCUGUCAGCGAGCUUGGAGAGUCUAGACGUGGGGGAGAAUUCUCUCUUGGGGUCCAUUCCAGCUGACGUGAGUCUUCUGACAGGGAUGACGCGCCUGGCGCUGGACCAGAACCGGCUGGACGGCAGCUUGCCAAGGGAGCUCGGCGCGCUCUGGAUGCUCACAGACCUGCAGCUGCAGGGGAACGCCCUCCAGGGGGACGUCUCUGCACUCGCUGCCGCCUUCCCCCCCCCUGCUGCUGCUGCUGCUGCUGCUGCUGCUGCUGCUGCUGCUGACAACUCUGCUGCCUCCAGUGCUCCUGUCCUGUGGGGCCUCCUUGGGUUGUUCCCGCUGCUGACCCGUCUGGACGCCCUGCAGGGCGAUAUCGCUGCACUCGCUGCCGCCCUCCCCCCCCCAGCUGCUGCUGCUGCUGACGCUGGCAGUUCUGCCGACCCUACUGCCUCCAGUGCGCCUGUCCUGUGGGGUCUCCGCGGGGUGUUCCCGCUGCUGACCCGUCUGGACGUCAGCAGCAACCAGCUCUCGGGCGACACAGCCGCGCUCUUCCCUCUCCCACAAUACUUACACACACUCAACGUCUCGCACAACCGCCUCACGUGGAGCCCCGGCAACAACGCCUUCUGGAGCGCGGACUACAUGGACCUCUCACACAACCGCAUCAGCGCCCCCCUGCAACGCUUAUUCCGGUCCAAGGACAACCUCCAGUCGACGGUGCUGCGUCUGUCGCACAACCUGCUCACGGGUUCGAUUCUUGCCAUGUUCAAUGAUGUAUACUCCUUGGAGACGCUCGACCUGUCAUACAACCAGCUGUCCGGCACCAUUCCCGACCUGGGUCGCUCGCUGAUAACAUGUGACUUGUCUCACAACCGGCUCACCGGGAACGUCCCACCAGCACCGCCUGCAAUGGAGCAUCUGAAUGUGAGCUGGAAUCAGCUUGGUGGGAUUGUCCGGUGGCAUGGUCCGGAGGGCAGGGGGUUGAAGAGUCUGGACGCGUCUCACAAUGCCAUGGCAGGAAAUCUGCCAGCUUUGGGUAACAGUGAUGCGGUAAUGAGCCUGACCUAUCUGGACCUCUCCUACAAUGCGUUUACUGGCACUCUUGCGCAAAGGACCUACCCCUUUUUGGAGCAAGUGACAGGCUCUCCACACUUUCUAGAGAGUGGGUGCGGGGUAGAGGUUCGGCUGCACCACAAUAACCUCACUGGAAGCAUGCCUAGUUUUGUCUUCUCCUCGUGCCUCUCGCUGCUCGACCUCUCCCACAACCAGCUCUCUGGCCCCAUCCCAGAUCCUUCCCAAGGGAACAGCCAGAGCUCCUCCCUCGUCCCCCUCUCCUACUUGGACCUCUCUUCCAAUAAGCUCACAGGAAGCAUCUCCAAUGCUCUUGUCACCGGCCUCACAGCCCUAUCCCACUUGGAUCUCUCCAACAACCUGCUCUCUGGCUCGCUCCCUUCAUCCCUCUCGCGCUUCACCGCUCUGCACUCCUUGCUAGCUGCGCGCAACCGAAUUAGCGGCAGCAUCCCUGCAGGGCUGGCAUCGCUGACGGCCCUGCAGGAGCUGGAUGUGUCGUGGAGCGGGCUGUCAGGCACCAUCCCUGCGCUGCUGCGUGCUGCUGCCCCCUCCCUGCAAGUGCACCUCGCUGGCAACGCCCUCUCUGGCUCCGUCCCCCCCUCUCUCUCCGACCUGCCCACCUCCUGCUUCCGCCCCGGCAACCCCAAGCUCUGUGGGAAGCCCCUGCCUGACUGCAAGAAGCGCUCCUCCAAGCCCAGGAAGGGCCGGGUGUAG